AUGUCUGCCAAGGCUGCGAAUUAUCUCCAGCAGCUGGACAUAGCCCGCUGCGAGGGCAGCUGGAGUGCGGUCCCCGAGCUUGUUCGAAAGGUCCGUAAGCACGCGCCAGACCGAUCAUGUCUUGCCAUCACUGCAGAGACGGAAUGCGCGAUAUCGAAUGCAACACAUGCCGCCUCGACCAGUGCCCGACAGUCAGGGUCGUCCUCAGGUCACCCAGUCGCUGUGAAUCUCGACAUUGCCACGAUACUUCCCAAGCUCCUCGAAUCCAUCGAAAACGAGACCCAGCAUGUCGAGGAUAGAUUUCAGGCUCAGGUGUGUGCAGGUUGGUUGCACUGGGUGGUGGCCGAUUACAGUCUUGCACUCGCCCAACUACCAAGCAGUCUGGAACCCGAGGAUAUCAAUGUUGACCCCGCUGGUGCUAUAUCGGAAUGGACGACAGUGUGUGCCUUGAAGGCAGCAUAUUUGAGGGCCAAUUGCUUGUCCCGUGACGACCAGAGGAAGGCAUCUCUGACGGCUUUCCUGUCUGGGCUAAAUGCUCUGUCUCGUCUAUGGUCUGGCCAAGGAGCCCGGAAACAACUGAGUUAUUGGUCCGAGCUAUACCUUACUGAGUAUUGUAUGCUCGCUAGUCAGUCGAUCAGAGACGGCGACACGUUGCUGGAUGAGGUCAACUCGAUCGCCUGCUUCCGCUCCUGGGCAAAGUAUUGGGAGACCAUGUCAGCUCCUGCUAUUGGUGGCUAUGGAUUUAGAGGAUCCGUGCCACGACGCAGAGUUUGGUAUGAGUAUUAUUGGGCUCUUUCCCGGAUAUUGGCGGAAGACCUCCCUUAUCCCACUGGACACCUGGGCAAGAUUUCGAACGACAUGUCAGCUCGUGGACAGCUGCGGGUCGAGAUUAAGAGUGCGGAAGCGGCAUACCAGACACUCCUUUUAACCGAAACAACUUUUCCACGCGCCGACGAAGAGCGAGCCGAGGUCGAGGUUUUCGUCCAGCUAGUUGUCAAGAAUUGGUCUAUCCUGAGCGGCCGUGGAUGGCGCGAACAGGACCUUGGGCAAGGGGGUCGCAACAGUCUCACCCGAGGUGUUCUUGACGUUCUUUACAAUGCUGCACAGAAGACCUAUCAUUCUACAGCCAUUCUACGCAGCCUAUUUGUGGUCCAUCUUGCCGUGGCGGAAUUUGAUCUAGCGUUCAAAGCAUUCGACUCCUAUCUGGACAUUGUCAAGAAGGGCAAGGUGCGAGUCGACAAGACGGGAGAGGCGGAACCAGGUUUGGAUGAUGAUGGAACGGUAUUGGAGACAAUAUCGCAGGCCAUAAUUGCGUUGUGCCGGUAUGGAAAUGACGAUGUCAUUGAGAAGGCUCGCCAGCUUGGGGCUGAGCUGGAAGACUGGCUGGCCAGGCUACCUCAGUUCAAAUCCUCGGACAGUGUCGGUAGCCCAACCAUGAUAAAUGGGCAGCCGAGCGAGUUACACCCUCCGAUUGCACCACACGUUCUAGCUCUCUCGUGGCAAGCCAUUGGGCUUUCCCAAGCACAUUGGUCAAGGGCCACACACGAAGCAACCUCGCGACCGGAAAUUCAAGCACGAGCUAUAAGAUGCCUGCGCAGAUCUCUAGCAACGGAGCUCGGCCGAUCAAGAGAUGUUAGGAGCUACUUCAGUCUUGCUCUGUUGCUGGCCGAAAGGAGAGAGCUGACAACGGCGAUCGAGGUAGCGAGAACAGCGCUGCUUACUAGCAAGGGAAGGGAAGAGCAGUAUCAUUUAUUACACGGGCCGUAUUGGCAGGAACGUUCCCUGAUACCAAUGUGGCAUUUACUGGCCUUGCUUCUUAGCGCCCGGCAAGAUUACAUUCUGGCUGCGCGAGCUUGUGAAGGCGCUUUCGAGCAAUUCAGGGAUCCCUCGGUGCUUUUCGGAAAGGGUGAUCCUCAUUUCAAGAGUGAGCAUCUCAAAGACCUCGAAUCCUCUGAAUCUCGAACCGGCCUCGUCGACGAAAUGGACGACACAGAGAAGGAGUCCAUCUUGGAGGUGAAGAUGACACAACUCUCUCUUGUUGAAUUACUUGAGGGCCCUGAGGUUGCUGUCAACGCUAGCUACGAGCUGCUGACGCUUUUUUCUCGGCUCUUUGGAAACAUUAUACCACAGUCCCUUGGUAACCUCAGCGUCUCCAAGGUCAACGAACCUCCAAAGACAGCAGGCACUUUCCGAAGUAUCCGCGGAAGCUUCUUUGGUGGCAGGGACAAGUCUCGGCCAGCAACAAGACAGGCAAGUGUCAGCAACACUGCCGUGAACAAUGAGAAAUCUACGACGAGGCCUGCAACUGCGCGCACAGUCGGCAGCGCAGGGGCCCCAACUAUUCAAGUGACCGAAAACAACCAGCCCCCAUCAACUCGCAGGGGAAGUACUGGGCAAACCCGGGCCCCCAGGAGUGAGUCUGCUAAAGGAGGCAGCUUCAAGAGGCGAGACAGGAGUAUGAGUGGGCACAGACGACCCAGCACGGCAGAUGUAUCAACGCAGGUGGUUGAAGAGGAACCAGCCCCACCCUCGGAUGACAACUCCGACUUCUUUUCCACAACCUCGUCGAUAAACAGGGAGGUUUCGUCCGCAUCGGCGGCCUCGUCAUCACGAGGCCGCCCACUUCCCACGUUAAAUUCGUUCCUCUCCAACGUUUCCAAGUCUUCUGAGCACGCAGAGUCGUCAACCAAUGUGACAUAUACAUCCGGUGAUCUCUUACCUCUGAUCCAAUUCUCCAGUGAUAAAGAGAGAGUGCAAAGGACGACUAUUUUGAUCGGCGUCUGGUUGAUGAUUGCAGGCUUCUAUCGCCGUGCAAGCCUCUAUGACGACUGCGAGGGUGCCGUUACGGAAGCAAAGAAGCUCGUCCAAAGCCUGGAGGCUGACAAGCAGAGGGAGCCGUCCGACUCGUCAACGAUGAAAGGUAUUGCCUGGGCUGAGAAGAAGAGCAUUGAGGAUCUGUGGGGUGAUGUUUUUGCAGAGUAUGGUCAUCUUUCUGUGGCAAGAAAUGCUCCCUAUGACGGCCGCUCGGAUUUCGAGACGGCACUCACAUACUCGCCAAACCACCCAGCUGCCACGGUCGGUUUGUCAAAUAUUCUACUGGAUGUCUACAGCGAAGUGAUUCGCCCUGUGCCCACGUUUCCACGUCUCGAAGGCACCGAGGUCCUGCUCAACCCCUCCUCUCCCGCACCCAAGACUGGCAAGGUUGCCCCCAAAACUCUUCCAACCAAUCCUCUAGGCCUAGGAACUACGUCAAGUUCACCAAGCUCGGCGCCCCUCGCCAGCCCUUUGCACAACCAGACAUGUCUUGCCCACGAAGAUGACCUCCCUGAGCCUUACAAGGCAACUUGUCUCCCUCUUGCGGAGCGGCUCGCCGCCCGCGAUCGCGCCCAUGGUCUGUUAUCUGGCCUAACACGUCUUGGGACCAGCUGGAAUUACUCAGAUGCUUGGUUCGCACUCGCCCGUGCCCAUGAGGAGAGUGGUCAGGCUGACAAGGCCAAGGAUGUCCUCUGGUGGUGCAUCGAGCUUGAAGAAGCCCGCCCAGUUCGUGACUGGGGUGCCCUGGGCGGUGGUAGUUAUGUUCUUUAA
Molecule: messenger RNA, 3585 nt
Organism: Clonostachys rhizophaga
Lineage: Eukaryota; Fungi; Ascomycota; Sordariomycetes; Hypocreales; Bionectriaceae
Source: the annotation of a GenBank genome assembly